Messenger RNA from Helobdella robusta, 1743 nucleotides. RefSeq lists its product as hypothetical. The record is from RefSeq and is a predicted model, not a curated record. Lineage: Eukaryota; Metazoa; Annelida; Clitellata; Rhynchobdellida; Glossiphoniidae. Gene Ontology annotation, cellular component: nucleus. Bases 1 to 1743 code for a protein of 580 amino acids. Gene Ontology annotation, molecular function: DNA-binding transcription factor activity, RNA polymerase II-specific; transcription cis-regulatory region binding. Gene Ontology annotation, biological process: regulation of transcription by RNA polymerase II. The transcript has 4 exons.
AUGUCAGCGUUGAAAGUGUUUCCAAGUGUUGAUGAGUUGCAGACAAAAAGAUUGGAAAAUAUAAGAUGUACUGUAAUUGGUUGCAAUAAGUUAUUCAAGCACUCAUUGGCCCUUCGUUUUCACAUAGUGAAAGUUCACAAUAUCAUCAAGCUAACAGAAUCAGAUAAAAGAAUAGCUAACAAAGAAAAACUUAUUCGCAAUGAAGUGUUCUAUUGUCCUGUGAAAACAUGUUCCUAUCAUUUUACAGAUGAAAAAUCCAAAUUUUUUUCAACUUUCAAACUCCUCAAACAGCAUCAUAAUCAAGUGCAUUUGCCAAGAAAACAUGCAUGUCAGACCUGUUCAUCGACUUUUAGUAGAUAUUCAGAUUUGAAAAGACAUGAAAACAAAUGUUCAUCAUUGACUUGCAUGGAUUGUAAAGUUAGAAUGGGAAGCCGUAGUGAGCUUAUCCAACAUGGGAACUUGACCAAACAUAACAUUCCUCAAGUUCAUUCCCAUAAAAUAUCAAAUCAAACUAGUGCACCUAUCAACCUAUGUAAAUAUCCAAAUACCAAGAACAAAAGCAAUGUGGCUUUUCUAACUGAUAACUGCUAUUCUUACAAAACUAUAAAGCCUAAGCAUACAGAGGCCAGUCAGAUUGUUGGUCUGUAUCUCAGCUCAAUAGCUUCAUCUACUUCAUUGAAUAAGCCUCAAAACCUUAUGAAUGCUUUUUAUAACAACUCAACAGCUGCACAUAUGACUACCACUCCCUCAACCGACAUUUCUAUUGAUGAUAAAAAUGCACGUGAUGCAGCUAAUGGCUUACUUUUCAAAUCUAGCAAUCUGAAAGCAGCUGAAACUCAGACAGUGCAUUUUUUGAUUAAAGAAAACAACAAGCCAACAAGAUCACAGGGAUCACAGGUUUUCAAUCAUCAAGAUAAUUUUUCAUUACUUUGCUUUACAUUGUUAUAUUUUGUUGUCAUACAGGCUUUCUUAGAAUAUAAAAGAUCAUGUUGCACAAAGGAGAACAAUGAAACACAAACCAACUUAUCUAGCAAUUUCAAUGUAGCUUCGCUGGCCAAACAUCAUUCUAUCAACAGAUCUCUCUCAGAAAAUCAAAUAAACAAGAGAAAUGUUUUCAACAACUUCACCAAUUCAGAAACUCAGACAACUUCAGAAGAUGUGGCAGAACAUACCAGCACUCAGACAAUUGAAAGUUUUUUGAACGAUUGGUCUAAAAAUUUAUGCGUUGGUGAAAUUAAUUCAUACACAGCAGGUAAAAAAACCGCAUUUAUGAAUCUUAUGAUGAAUGAAGGUCAGUGCAAUUCAAACUAUAUCAACAGAACCAUGUCCAAUACUUAUGACAUUGAAAAUGCUGACUGCAUAUAUUACAAUCAGCCUGAUUACAGCACUGACAGCUUAUCAAUUGAUCUCUCCAAGAAUAACUUCCCAGUAACUAACGAUGAGAUGACAUCUAAAAUGAAAGAUAACUGUUCAACAUCUACUCAAACAUAUUAUUCCUCAAUGGAUGAGGGAAUAUUUAAUGACAUUUCAUUCAUUAACAUUGAAACUCAGACCAAUGAUGACUUUUUGAGUUUAGCAUCUGAUGAGUUUGCCGUAGAUUUGGAAUUGGAAUGCAUGGACAUUGAGACACAGACUCACUCUCUAAUUGAUGACUUUAUUUUUUCUGAAGCUGAAACCCAAACUUCAAAACAGGAUCAAUUGAACAUAUUGUUUUCAAAUAUUGAGACACAAACUCACCAUUAA